UCUGGGGCGGGGGAGAGGUGGGGCUUACCCCAACACCCUACAAAGACCCAAACCAGGGCCCUGGCACCUCAGAGAUCCCAGGACUGUCGCCAUGGCAACAGCCCCAUGCCUGGUGCUGCUGGGGGCAGCUCUGCUCCUACCAGGCGUGGCGGCGCUGCAGUGCCUGAGCUGUGUGGAGCAGGGGGAUGGCGGCUGCAGCCCCGAGCGGGUCCAGAAUGUGACGUGUCCCAAGGGCACCAGCGUGUGCAUGGAGGCCGCGGCUGGUGUGCAAUGGAGCCAUGGGCAGUUCGUGUUGGGAGAGCGCGGGUGCGGCGCAGGCAUGGCGGGCACCAACGACAAGGGCGUGGAUGUGCGAGGGAUUGUGGCCUUCGGACAGCUGCGCCAGUGCAACCACAGCCACUGCAACGGGCUCCUCCCUCUGCAGGAUCUAGUCCUGAGGCCUUCCGUUAACGUGAGCACCCAGGAGCCCAACGGGGUGGAGUGCUACGGCUGCCCAGACCAGGGCCCCUGCGAGGAGGCCAAUGCCAGCGUGGUGGUGCGGUGCUAUGGCAGCUGGCACGGCUGCUUCCACGGCAAUGUCACCAUCAAAGUCGGCAACAUGUCCCUGUGGCGGACGGUGCGGGGCUGCGCCCGGGACGGCGACUGCACGCGGGAGGUCAAGGGCAGCCCCAACGUGGUCCUGCAGGGCUCCUGCUGCUCCGGGCACCUCUGCAACGGCGACCUGAGCAACAAGACCUUCUUCGCCCCCGACCUGCCCCGCCUGGAGAUCCUGCCCCAGCCCCAGCCCCAGCCCACCACCACGGCCCCCCGCCGCACCCUGCCGGCCUCCACCGGGGCGCCCACCACGGCCUCCAAGGCCCCCCUGGCCUCCACGUCGAUGGCGCCCCCCCAUCAUGGCCCCCACCAUGAGGAGGAGGAGGAACAGGAGGAGGAGGAGGAGGAGGAGGCUGCAGGCCCCCGGGACGGGGGGACAGUCAACAGUGAGGGCCGGAGCUACCCGGGGGCCAAGCAGCCGGGGGGUGGGAAGGGGGCUGCCAUGGGGCUGAGGGGCUCGGCUUGGCUGGCUUUGGGGAUCACAGCCACCCUGCUGCUCUGAGGGGAGGCAGGGGUUAAAAGGGUCAUUAAGGCCUUAACGACUGGGGCCUUAAUGACUGGGGCCUCUUUUUACCCCACCCACCAACGAGCCCCCUCCACGAGGCAGGAGUAUUCGGCUCACAGGCAGGCUUCGGCCUAGUGGCGGUAGCCAUCUUUUCCCCCUCCCGCACCCUGGUGUCUCCUGGUCUGAGACACGACUGCUCAACUCCCAGGCAGGCUUCGGCCUAGUCGUGGGGCCCUCGGCACCCCACCCCUGCCACCCUCCUGGCUCCCAGCUUGAGACCCACAUGCUCAACUCCCAGGUAGGCUUCGGCCUACACGCAGUGGCCAUCUUGUCUCUCAUGUCUGCCGGCCCGAGUCCUAAAUGCUUCAUUCCCAGAAAGGCUUUGAGCUAGCUGUGGUGACCAUUUCCCCUGGCUUCGCUCCCAGGCAGGCUUUGGCCUAGUCACGGCAGCCAACUUGUCCUCCCCAAACACUUACACCUCCCAGCCCUGGCCCCCUGCACUCAACUCCCAGGCAGGCUUUGGCCUACACCUAGUGGCCAUCUUGUCCCCGCCACCAACCCGUGACCCAGCUCCUGGGUCCUCUUCCCCCGCACCCCCAAGGGGCAUGGCACCUCCUGGGGUGGAUAUGGCGAUGGGAGGGUGCAGACGCCUUACCCCCUACCCUUCCGCCUCCACACCUUGAGGGUUUGGGGGGGCCCUGAGAUCACAUCGACCCCAUGAGCAUCAAGCCCAGCCCUUGGGGCAGGUGGAUUGUCCUGUCUCCCCAAUGCCCCCCCUUGAGCCCAGCCCGCUCCCCCCACAAUGCCUUCAAGACCCCCUACAACUGUUUUACACAACUCCCCCCCGGGGUAGGGAGUUGCUGGGGGUGGGAAAAUAAAGCCCGCCGAGAGCGGGUGUUUCUCUGUU
This is a messenger RNA of Alligator mississippiensis (American alligator), 2006 nucleotides long. RefSeq names its product LY6/PLAUR domain containing 3 (gene LYPD3). NCBI's taxonomy places the organism in Eukaryota, Metazoa, Chordata, Crocodylia, Alligatoridae. The record is from RefSeq and is a predicted model, not a curated record. Gene Ontology annotation, cellular component: plasma membrane. The transcript is spliced from 5 exons. The coding region runs from base 92 to 1096 and encodes 334 amino acids.